GGGGGAAUCAGCUGACGGGCAGAAAUGUCGGGGGUAGCUGAAGAGAAACAUGCUCGGUGACUGGUCUCUCAGUCAGAGAAGAGUCGCAGCCAGUACUACUAUGGCUUGUUUUGCGUCGAGUCGGCUUUGUGCUCGUGCUUUAGACAAAUUGUGUCAAAUCGGAAGGACGACCCAGGCGAGGAGAAAAUCAUCCUCAUCCAUCAUCAAACUGAGACAGGCUCAACCUCUCUACACCAGCUCCUUCGGACUAAGAGGCCAAAACGAAGAACGGGCUAUCGAAGGCCAGAGGAGGUUGAGCACACAACAACCAGGCACCGGCCCUGCCCACGACUACCAGAACGUCGAUCCUUACAGGUUGAUAGAAGAUGACCUCAAGACUGUUCAUGCAAACAUCAGGCAGGCCCUGCUGGUCCACACGAAUUCGGACGAGCUUGAAAGAAUAUCCACGUACUAUUUCGACGGCCAAGGUAAAUCGAUCAGGCCGGCUUUAACCCUCUUGAUGGCCAGAGCACUCAACUAUCACCUCAAUCAAAGCGGAAUCACAGCGGAGCAAAUCCAAAUGGCCAUGGUCGCGGAAAUGAUCCACACGGCGUCCCUCGUCCAUGACGACGUUAUCGACCAGUCGAAUUUCAGGAGAGGAAAACCAAGCGUCAACGCACUUUGGAGCCAAAAAAAGGUUGCUAUGACUGGUGACUUCAUUAUAGCGGUUGUUUCGAUGAUACUCGCAAACAUUCGCCACUGCGAUGUAACAAUAACUAUUAGCCAGGCUAUUUCAGAUUUAGUCCAAGGAGAAUUCAUGCAACUCGGCGCCAAAGAAACAGAAAACGAAAGAUUUGCUCACUACCUUACCAAAACGUACAGAAAAACGGCCAGCUUGAUGGCCAAUUCGUUGAAAUCUACUGCACUACUCUGUAAUGCAGAUGAUCAAUUGUGUGAAUUGGCUUUCCAGUACGGACGGAACAUCGGCCUAGCUUUCCAGCUCGUCGACGAUCUUCUUGAUUUUGUCUCUUCGUCUGAUACGAUGGGCAAACCGACAGCGACGGAUCUAAAACUAGGACUUGCAACUGCGCCUGUCCUGUUCGCAUGUGAAAAGUACCCCGAAUUGAAUCCGAUGAUCAUGCGCAGAUUCCAGGAGCCGGGCGACGUCGAAAAAGCUUUCGAACUCGUACACAAAUCGCAGGGUCUCGAGCAGACACGCUUUCUCGCGAAAAAGCAUUGCAACGAGGCCCUACGCUUGGCCAAUUCCAUCGCGGAAUCUCCUUAUCAAAAGGGAUUGAUAAUUAUGCCAGACCUUGUCAUCAACAGAAUGAAAUAGCACGAAUCAGCCUUGAUCAAACAGUCGGCUGUCGCGACUAAAUCGAGUGUUUAGUCUUUCUGUUUUUGACUGCUUAAAAAUUGCUCAAUGGCAUCACAAAUAGUUUAAGUCAAUUUUAAAAUGAAUAUGUUUUUAAUGUAAUGUGUUAUUAAUAUUACUUCAGCUUAAGACAUAUAUGACAAAAUACAUAUAUUUCUCUGUUAAACAAUCGUGCACAAAAUUGAAUUAUUUUUUACUUACUUAUUAAAUUACCUUCUUUUUUCUUCUUCUUCUUCUUCUUUUUAACUAGAAGCUUGAACACAUUAACGAAGUUGUACUCAGUAUUGACAAUAAAUAAAUUAUACACAUUAAUUUUUUUUUUUUUUUUUUAGAUUUCUGGAGUGUUGUCUUCUUACGAUUCACAUCUCCAAUUAAGUUAAUAUGAAAUUGUUAGAUAUUAGAGAGUGCUAACUUUAUAAAUAGCUGGUAUAAUUUACGGUCGAAUAGGCGUCUUGGAAAUAAAAAAUUUUAAGUGAUGUAUAUUAUCGUUGUGUGUCUGGUAGUAAUUAAUUAGAAAAAUAACCAAAAAUUAAAUGAGCACAAAUUUUACACACUGUCUUAUGACGUUAUUUUAGCAAAAUAUAACUAGGCAUAAAACGAGAACAAUCGACCGCCAUGUGAAGAUUGUAGUUUUUAUUUAUCUGUUUUACAACGAAAUAUUUAUAAAAGCAAAUAAGAAAGAAAAUUUUUUUUUUCUUUUUAAGCCAAGAAAAACCGCGCCUUAUAGUCUUUAUUAGUUCAUGGUUCAUUUUAUGCACGACGCUUUGUACCAUGAUGACAAAUGAAGAAAUCUACUCAACAUUUGAACUUUAACGAUAAUUUUGAAAGGAUAAUGUGUUUAUAUUUAUUGACAAUGAUUCGCAUAAUUGAAGUAAAAGCGUAACAGGCUGACACGAUAUAACUAGCGCUUCUGGCUAGUUUCAAUGUAUAUUAUAAAAUAAAAUAUAACUUAAUAACAAAAAAACCCCAUUUUCAUACCUCAACUUAUUAGAUGAGAUAAUUAUGUUUUAUUUAUAACGUUGAUUAUAUAUAAUAGUUUGGAAAUAAAAAGCUUGUAUAAUUAAUUAUUAAUUAUUGGUAUAAUUAGACUAUGUAUUAUUGAAAUUAAAAAAAAAAAUUAGGUUGUAAUAAUAUAUAUUUAAUUAUUAUCAUACUUGUAUGUACAUUAACCAUGUAAUAUAACUCUAUAUAUAAAUAUGUAUAUAACUACAGUGGAUACAACUAUUUUUGUAUAUAAUAUAUAUAAAUUUCACAUAUACCAAUUUAUUUUGUUUGUGGUAUUGGGGUAUAUUAAGAUAUUGUUCUGUAAACCAAAUAAAAGAAAUAUUUCAUAAGGGUGUUAUCAA
Messenger RNA from Cimex lectularius (bed bug), 2700 nucleotides. RefSeq names its product decaprenyl-diphosphate synthase subunit 1 (gene qless). The record is from RefSeq and is a predicted model, not a curated record. NCBI's taxonomy places the organism in Eukaryota, Metazoa, Arthropoda, Insecta, Hemiptera, Cimicidae. Gene Ontology annotation, biological process: ubiquinone biosynthetic process; isoprenoid biosynthetic process. Gene Ontology annotation, cellular component: transferase complex; mitochondrion. The transcript is spliced from 8 exons. Gene Ontology annotation, molecular function: prenyltransferase activity. Bases 50 to 1315 code for a protein of 421 amino acids.